AUGAAGUCGCAUUACUUCCUUUCUCUUUUGCCCUGCCUUAGCAGCGGCGUCCAAGCUUUCCCGGCUUACAUGAACGGGCCCAUCUCAGAUGCCGUUGCUUCCAGGCUAUCCGACAAGUUGGCCGGCGCAUUCCACGAAGUUCACAAGAAGAGAUUAUUGUUCGACCCUUUGACAGCUCCGAUCGACGUUACUGGCGACCACGAGUUCAUUGCUCCCGAUUUCGAGAAUGGCGACCAACGAGGACCGUGUCCGGGUCUGAACGCCUUGGCGAACCACGGCUACAUCGCACGCAAUGGUGUUACGAGUUUGGUGGAGGUUACCGCGGGGAUCAACACAAUUUUCGGUAUGGGUAUCGAUAUCGCCUCCAUCUUGGCAGUGAUGGGCACUGUCUUUGUUGGAAACCCUCUGUCCCUGAACCCGGGCUUCUCCAUCGGAUACGAGUCUAGUGGUUCUCAAAACAUUCUGGGCAACGUUCUUGGACUUCUCGGCACGCCCAGAGGUCUCAACGGCUCUCACAACAUCAUCGAGGGAGACUCGUCUCUUACCAGAGGCGACUUGUACAUGACUGGCGAUGCCACGACAAUGGUCAUGGACCAGUUCCAGACUUUCUACGAUAUGUCUUCAGGCGAGGGCGACUACAACUUCGACGUCUUCGGUGCUCGUGCUGCUGCUCGCUUCAACGAGACUAUUGCGACCAACCCGAACUUCUACUACGGCCCUUUUACCGGCAUGAUUGCACGUAAUGCCGGUUAUCUCUUUGCAUGCCGCAUGUUUGCCAACCAUUCAGCUGAGAACCCCACUGGUUUGUUGAACAAGGAAACUCUGAAGAGCUUCUUCGCUGUUCAGGGCGAAGAGGGCAACCUGACGUACAACAAGGGCUGGGAGAGAAUUCCCGAUAACUGGUAUCGUACGCCUGUUGACUACGGUCUGGUUCAACUUAACCUUGACCUCGUUUCUUGGGUUCUGAAGUACCCCGAGCUCGGAAGCAUCGGCGGCAACAUGGGUGAAGUCAACAGCUUUGCUGGAGUCAACCUUGGAGACCUGACAGGCGGAGUGCUCAACCUCACGAAGCUCCUGGAGAACAACAACCUCCUGUGUUUCGUCUUCGAAAUUCUCAAGACCGCAUCGCCCAACUCCCUGUCUACUCUGUUCUCUAUCAUCGAAGCUCCCCUCAAGCUUGUGACGGACGCUGUUGGUGCGGCAGUGUUGAACCUUGCCUGCCCCGCUUUCAAGGACAUGAUGGUUGGUGGAAAGAGCUUCGAGGAUGGCAUCAAGGAUCAGUACCCUGGUGCUAAGCUCUCAGGAAACGUACUCUGA
This is a messenger RNA of Colletotrichum chrysophilum, 1317 nucleotides long. RefSeq lists its product as uncharacterized. The record is from RefSeq and is a predicted model, not a curated record. Bases 1 to 1317 code for a protein of 438 amino acids. The transcript is spliced from 3 exons. Gene Ontology annotation, molecular function: peroxidase activity. Lineage: Eukaryota; Fungi; Ascomycota; Sordariomycetes; Glomerellales; Glomerellaceae.